Messenger RNA from Galleria mellonella (greater wax moth), 2258 nucleotides. RefSeq lists its product as uncharacterized. The transcript is spliced from 2 exons. The coding region runs from base 145 to 2016 and encodes 623 amino acids. Lineage: Eukaryota; Metazoa; Arthropoda; Insecta; Lepidoptera; Pyralidae. Gene Ontology annotation, molecular function: DNA binding; protein dimerization activity. The record is from RefSeq and is a predicted model, not a curated record.
UGUCAAACGUGUUCACUAUUACUCUGACUCUGGUAACGUGACUUCCUGGUAACGUGUUAGGUAGGAAAAGCAGUAAAAAAGUGCAUAUUAAGGGAGCAGAUUUGAAAUAAUAUUUAUACUUAACAAGAAAUAAUUAAAGGUUCAAUGGGGAGACCUAAAGAUUUACGCAUAUGGGAGCACUACCGUACUUUACCAAACAAGUCUGUUUCUUGCAAGCUUUGUAAUAAGGUCUACAAAUUCAGUAAUGCUGCCAAAAUGCUUCAACAUCUUAUCACUUGUCCAAAAUCUCCAGAAACAUUAAAAGACUCUAUGAAACUUAUAAAAGAUAGCUCGUCCAAAACCAAAAUGUCUGGACUGUCAGAGAUAGAGACAAAUGAUUCUUUUAUAAGCCCCUCGUCGUCUGCUAACACUACAAUAAAUGCUGAGUUUCAAGACACCGAUGAUCAUAUAAAAACAGAAUUAGCGAGAGCUAUAUUUGUAACAGGGACGCCAUUAUCGAUGGUGCAACAUCCUUUAUGGAUACAAUUUUUCGAAAAAUUGCAACCAAAAUUUAAAAUACCUUCACGUAAAGCUUUAGCGACAAAAUACUUAGAUAAAAUAUAUAGAGAAAUGCGUUUUGAGUUAAAUGAGGAACUAAAUGCUUGUAGUUACUUACACCUUCAGUGCGAUGGCUGGUCUAAUUUAAGAAAUGAAGGAAUAAUAAACUUUCUUAUAUCAAAACCUCAACCUGCAUACGUUAAAAGUUUGAAUACAGAAAGUAAUCCUCACACUAGUGAAUACCUUAGCCAAGAAGUUGAAAAAGUAAUGAAAGUGUAUGGAGCAAAUAAGUUUCUUGUACUUAUUGGCGAUAACGCUAGAAAUAUACAAAAGGCAUUCGAAUUAACAAAACUCAAAUAUCCACAUGUUGUUCCUCUCGGUUGCUGUGCACAUAUCCUUAACUUGUUGUGCCAAGAUAUUGUAAAGAUACAAGAAGUAACUGUGUUUAUUAUGCAAGCCAUAAAUAUAAUAAAAACUGUUAAAAGGAGUCAACGAUUAAGUUCCUUGUUGAUAAAAUCAAGGCAGGGUGAAGAUUCUACACAAACACUAAAAUUGCCUUGUGCUACAAGAUGGGGAAGUCAUGUUACUUCGUUAAAAAGUUUGAAAGCAAAUAAGAUAGCUUUGCAAAUAUUAACAGUUAGAGAAGAUGUGGUAAUUUCAAGAGAUAUUAAAGAUUUAAUUCUAAGUGAUGAUUUCUGGACGAAGACAGGGGAAUGUAUAAGUAUUUUGGAACCAGUCACUGAAAGCAUAUUUUACUUAGAGAGCGACCAGAAUCGUUUGCAUCGCACAUACAUUACAUUUAGAGAUGUACAAGCUAAGAUACGUUUUGCAUUAAAUGAGAUUUCGACAUUGAGCGAAGAAAGCAAACAGCAGAUUCUAACAUCAGUAUCUUCAAGAUGCAAUAUGGCAAUGAGGCCAAUACAUUUUGCAGCAUAUAUUCUAGACCCCAGGACUCUAGGAGUCGAACUUACUCAAGAGGAAGAACUUAAGGGUAUGGAGUUUAUCUACAAUUUAAGCCAACACUUAAGUUUGUCAAAUGUAAUGGCAGAUUUGGCGUGUUAUAAAGCUAAAGAAAACUUUUGGGCCAGAGGAUUUGUAUGGAGCUCAUUAGAUAGCAUUGAGCCCCUAAUAUGGUGGAAAGGUAUUUGUGGUUCCACUGAGUUAAGCAAAGUAGCGAUUCGUAUUCUAUCAGCUCCCUGUACUUCGGCAGCCACUGAGCGUUCCUUUAGUAUCCAAGGCUACAUACAUAAUAACAAAAGAAAUCGACUUACAACUGAAAGAACUGAAAAAAUUUCAUUCAUUUGUUAUAACUGGAAUCUUAAACAUAAAGCUGAAUGCGAGGACAUUCAGUUUAAUGAAGAAAAUACCUUAGAAGCUUUCAUUGAGCAAGUAAAUGAACAUAACAGUUUAGACGAAAUAGAGCCUAUCGAACCUAUACAAUUCAUCGCUUGUAAUAACUCUGAAUCUGACAGUGAUUGACUGUAGUUUUACAUUUUACUUUCAUCUCUUUCUUAAUAAACUCAAAAUCAAAUUAAAAGUUUUUUAUUCUGUAGGCUGCAUAAUAAUAUUGUCUAUGUCCAGUAUAGUGGACGUCUUGCGGCUGAGAUGACGAUGAUGAAGUACAAAAUCAUAAACACCCAAAAAUUUGGGUGUUUAUGGGGUUUAAACCCAAUAAACCCAAAACACCCGGUUUUUACCCACCAGACUUUAAACCCACCCAG